This is a messenger RNA of Dendronephthya gigantea, 511 nucleotides long. RefSeq names its product protein PBDC1-like. The coding region runs from base 52 to 489 and encodes 145 amino acids. Lineage: Eukaryota; Metazoa; Cnidaria; Anthozoa; Malacalcyonacea; Nephtheidae. The record is from RefSeq and is a predicted model, not a curated record. The transcript is spliced from 8 exons. Gene Ontology annotation, cellular component: cytoplasm.
AGGUUUUCGAAAGCACGCAAAUUUUCUACUCCCAAAAGAAAGCUUUCUCUGAUGAGUUUCACUACAGACGCAAGCAAAUACGUAAACGAUCAUACGGUUGAGGUAGCAUGGGCGAUGAAAGCAUAUGAACAUGCUGAGAUAUAUUUUAAUCUCAUAUCUUCAAUCAAUUGCUCAGAUCUCAAUUUUACAAGCUGUGACAAUGAGAUUUAUGAUAAAUUUAAAAGAGAAAUGAAAGACCUCAAGAUUGAUAAUUUAAACCUUGAUGAUCUUAAGACAGCGGAAUCAAAAGAUAAAUGGAGACCCUUUUGUGAAUGUUUCAAAGGUUUGGUGGAAGAUUAUAACUUUGGGACAUUACUAAGAAUUGAUUCUUCAAAAGGAAUUUCUGAUGAUAACACAACAUUGGUACCGAGGAUCCAAUUCUGGGCCAUUGAAAUUGCAAGAAAUCGUGAAGGACUCAACAAACAGUUGUUAAGCAAACACAAAAGCUAAAAUAUAUACCAGUUGCUUUGUU